UUUCUGCUCACAACGUAUUAAAACAACCAAUCUGAUAUAAUAUUUGUUUGAACAUAUAAUUUCACUGUAUUGCUUACAAACAUUGCCUACCUUUCUGAUAACUGAAACCACAAUCAAUGCUAUCUGCUGAUGUUCAUUACAAAGAAUCAUCUCAAACCACAAUCAAAUGCUAUCUGUUGAUGUUCAUACAAAGAAUCAUCUCAAUGUCUUUUAAGCUUCGACUUCAACUUGCUGGGGAACAUGUUCAGGUGGUACAAGCAACCCGAGACCCGUUCUAGUGUCGGGAGCUAAAAGAGAAUUCGGAUUCGACGUGACUAUACGCAGACCAGAGUCCUUGCAGAUCUCCAAAACCGCAGGGGUUCCAUCGGAACAUCCCUUGGACAUGCCAACAUCGAUCCUAAUGGCUUUAUUACCACAAACACCGUUGAUGCCAGCAUCCUGGAUCGUGUGUCCCAUGAUCAUCCUCUUAACACCAGGGAUGGUGGAAAGAGCAUGCUCAAGAGCUGAACAAUCACAUCUGUGAGCCAUCUCAUCUGAGAAUUUCCUCAACCAAACCACAGAGUUGCCUCCUCUACAGUACCCAGGCGCAUACUUUGCUCCUCCUCUCGACCCGUUGAUCCAACCCGUAACCUCCUCGUUGAUCUUCUCCAGUCCAUACUCUAUGUGCUCGGCCAAAAGACCUCCGUGAACAAACACCGAAUCACCAACAACAGCAACAGUCUGGUUCCUAGACAGGAACCUCUUUGCGAUCGGACCUUGAGGUCUCAGUGCAGCGAUCCUAGCCCUGAGUCCUUCAAAGCAGUCUGCUCUAGCUCGAGGGAAGCUCAUCGGAAUCCCUUGGUAUGGAUCAUCGGGUUUCUCAAGACCUCUGCACAAGCUCUUCAUCUUGUUCCCUAAGCAAUACCAAUCUAACCAAGCCUUGAAUUCCUCUAAACCUUUCUUGGUCACAUACCUAAAGUCACCUUCCACGUUCAUGAUCUCAUGGUUCCCGUUCAUAGUCACUACCUUACCUCCUGAUCUCUCCGCCUCUCGCUUCAGCUUCUCCAGGAAAUAUAGAAUCUUUAGCUCCUCUCCGCCUCGAUCCAACACGUCUCCGACCUGAACAACCACCGUGGAUCCACCCGUCCACUUAUCCGACGAAUCAAUCAAUCCGGCGAUCAUGAAUGCUUCCCUCGACUUCUCCAGAUCCCCAUGGAGAUCGCCGAUUGCAACCAGACGCUCCGGCUUCUCCAGCCUCGUUUGCGGAAUCUCAUUCUCUGGGCUAUGAUCUUUUGGCAAGAAGAUGCCGCAGAAGGAGUAGUCAACGAAGGUGUCGACGAAGGAAGAUAUGAGAUUCGGAAUGUCUUUGCAGAUUCCGCUAGGGUUCUCUCUGCUUGACAUUUCCCGGUCAAGACACAACGCGCUCUCGUUCUCGACGAGGAAGAAGCUUCUGAUUUCGACUGUAACUGUUUCAAUGGCGAGACUUUAAGCCCAAUUGAAACAAAAACUCUGCUUUCGAGUAAAAAUGGGGCCUUUUUCUGGCCCAUAUCUCAACAAGUGACAAUGAAUCCAACCAAACUUUUUUUCCGACGAUCAUGAGUCACGCAACUUCAUAAGCACCUCCAAAGGAUUUGAAUUUGAUCAUUUAAGGUACACACAAGAGGUUUUGUGAAGAAAGACAUGGUUGCUGCGGCGAAAGAGAAGAAGUUCCUGACGGUUGCACCUUUCGAGUGUGCUUGGAGUGAUGACCUCAAGUUCCGGGAAGCGGGAAGAGGCUGCGUUGCGUUUGAUGCGUUUGCUCACAACGAUGUCACGGUUGUGUUCAGGGAGAAUGUUGGGAGUCAGCAUUACCACUAUAAGAAAGACAAUAGUCCUCAUUACAUUGUCAUCAUUGGUAGCAAUAGGAACCGUAGGCUGAAGAUUCAGGUCGAUGGGAGAUCUGUUGUCGAUGAGGAGUCUUCUGGUCUCUGUCGUUGCUCUUUGGAGUUCGAGAGCUACUGGAUCAGUAUCUAUGAUGGGUUGAUUAGCAUCGGGAAAGGUCGGUAUCCGUUUCAGAACCUGGUGUUUCAGUGGCAAGACCCCAAGCCCAAUUGUAAUGUUCAGUAUGUUGGUCUGAGCAGCUGGGAUAAACAUGUUGGAUAUAGAAACGUGAGUGUGUUUCCUGUGACACACAAUCAUAUCUUGCUGUGGAAUCAAGUGGAUUGCCGUGAAGUUAAAGGAGGUGAGCCUGGUGAUGAGAAGUUCGUGGAGGAAGGGAUGGGGAAUGGUUAUGAACAAUGGGGGCUCAGUAAUUUUCUGGAGAGUUGGGAAUUAUCUGACACGAUCUUUCUUGUUGGUAAAGAGGAAAUGGAUGUUCCUGCUCACAAGUGUAUCUUACAAGCAUCGGGUAGUUUUCCUUUGAGCUCUUCAGAAGGAGAUGUGAUUCAACUUCGUGGAGUAUCGUACCCGAUUCUUCAUGCGCUUCUCCAAUAUAUCUAUACGGGUCGAACUCAGAUUUUGGAAUCAGAACUUGCUCCAUUGCGGGAUUUAAGUUCUAAUUUUGAAGUGAUGACAUUGGUGAGACAGUGUGACGAAAACAUAGACCGCUUGGAACUAAGCAACGGAGCAUCUGAUCCCUGCAAGAAAGUCAAACUCUCGUGUCCUGUUUCUCACCCCUUAUCUGGUUUUAUGUUCCCAACUGCUUUUCCUGCUGAUGUGGGUAAGCUGAAAAUGUUGUACUCAACGGGCGAGUACAGUGACGUAAAAAUAUGUCUCAGUGACCAUGGUCUCACUUUUCAAUCUCACAAAGUCAUUCUAAGUCUUUGGAGUGUCGCAUUUGCAAAGAUGUUUACAAAUGGGAUGAGCGAAAGCCAUUCGUCAACGAUUUACUUAACCGAUGUAUCACCAGAAGCAUUCAAGGCUAUGAUUAGUUUCAUGUAUAGCGGAGAGUUGAACAUGGAAGACACUGUGAAUUUUGGUACCGAUCUGAUCCAUCUACUCUUUCUAGCUGACCGGUUUGGAGUUGUUCCGCUUCAUCAAGAAUGCUGCAAAAUGCUCCUGGAGUGUCUCUCAGAGGAUUCUGUAUGCUCAGUUCUCCAAGUGGUUUCAUCUAUCUCGUCAUGUAAAGUCAUUGAGGAGAUGUGCAAGAGGAAGUUCUCCAUGCACUUUGACUAUUGUACCACUGCAAGUUUGGACUUUGUCCUGUUAGAUCAGACUGCUUUCAGUGAUAUUCUUGAGUCUGCAGAUCUGACAGUGACAUCUGAGGAAAAGAUUCUUGAUGCCGUUCUCAUGUGGUGCAUGAAAGCUGAAGAGUCGCACGGUUGGGAAAUUGUAGAUGAGCUAAUGAACUACUCUAGUCCAGAAAUUUUGUUCAAAGAAAGGCUUCAGUCACUUGAUGACCUGUUGCCUCAUGUCCGCUUCUCUCUGUUGCCAUAUGAGUUACUUGAGAGGUUAGAAAACAGCAACCUUAGCAGACAAAUCCCAGUAUUUAAUCGGCUUGUGAAGGAGGCUACUAGCUUUCUGGCUUCCAGAAUGACAUGCCCAGGAAAUGAACCGAUGUUCCAACACCGGAGAUCGAGUUUCAAGGAACUUCAAUACAUACGUGAUGGGGAUAGCAAUGGGGUGCUGCACUUUGUUGGUACAUCUUAUGGGAGUCAUCAAUGGGUCAACCCCGUUCUCGCAAAGAAAAUCACCAUUACAUCCAGCAGCCCCACUUCCAGGUUCACUGAUCCGAAGGCUUUAGCUUCAAAAGCCUACGUGGGUACUUCCUUUGCAGGGCCUAGGAUGGAAGAUGACCAUAUAUCUUCCUGGUGGAUGGUAGACUUAGGCGAAGAUCAUCAGCUUAUGUGCAACUACUACACUUUUAGACAAGACGGCUCAAGAGCAUACGCAAGAUCCUGGAAGUUUCAGGGAUCAAUGGAUGGGAAAACAUGGACGGACUUGAGAGUUCAUGAGAAUGACCAAACAAUGUGCAAGGCCGGUCAAUUCGCAUCGUGGCCAAUCACAGCAGCAAAUGCAUUGCUUCCCUUUAGGUUUUUCAGGCUGGUUCUGACCGGUCCAACCACAGACACAUCAACUCCUUGGAACUUUUGCAUUUGCUACUUGGAACUCUACGGUUACUUCCGUUGAAACCACUUACUCAAACGGCCUUUUGACUGUCACUACUACACACGUGUGUUUUUUUUUUACCUUUUUUUCUUUUGUUCUUGUAGCGACAGUGUGAUCUUUGUAUCUGAAAAGACUAUUCACAGAAGAUUUUCAAUGGUUUUAAUUCGAAAGUGUUUCUCAAGAAACGUUAAAGCUGAUUCAUAAUUGGAUUGUUUUGAUUUUCGUA
This is a messenger RNA of Thlaspi arvense, 4291 nucleotides long. The record is from the annotation of a GenBank genome assembly. Lineage: Eukaryota; Viridiplantae; Streptophyta; Magnoliopsida; Brassicales; Brassicaceae.